Molecule: messenger RNA, 1216 nt
Organism: Loxodonta africana (African savanna elephant)
Lineage: Eukaryota; Metazoa; Chordata; Mammalia; Proboscidea; Elephantidae
Gene: SNRNP40
Product: small nuclear ribonucleoprotein U5 subunit 40
Exons: 10
Coding region: 39-1106 (355 amino acids)
Cellular component (GO): catalytic step 2 spliceosome
Molecular function (GO): protein binding; RNA binding
Source: RefSeq, a predicted model, not a curated record
CGCGGCUAGUGCCGGUGCUGAGGAGAGUGGCUGCCGCCAUGAUAGAACAGCAGAAGCGAAAGGGCCCAGAGUUACCCCUGGUUCCAGUCAAGCGGCAGCGGCAUGACUUGCUGUUGGGAGCGGCGGGGUCGGGCCCCGGAGCUGGACAGCAGCAAGGAGCUUUGCUGCAAGCGGGGCCUCCAAGGUGUUCCUCCCUUCAAGCCCCAAUCAUGCUGCUGUCAGGACAUGAAGGAGAAGUGUAUUGUUGCAAGUUUCACCCCAAUGGAUCCACCUUAGCAUCUGCAGGAUUUGACCGACUGAUAUUGUUAUGGAAUGUCUAUGGUGACUGUGAUAACUAUGCUACAUUGAAGGGACACAGUGGAGCCGUGAUGGAACUGCAUUAUAACACAGAUGGCAGUAUGCUCUUCUCAGCAUCCACAGAUAAAACUGUAGCUGUGUGGGACAGUGAGACAGGCGAGAGGGUUAAAAGACUGAAGGGACAUACUUCCUUUGUGAAUUCCUGUUAUCCAGCCAGGAGGGGUCCCCAGCUUGUCUGCACUGGCAGUGACGAUGGUACAGUUAAGCUUUGGGACAUCCGUAAGAAAGCAGCCAUCCAGACAUUUCAGAACACCUACCAGGUGCUAGCUGUGACCUUCAAUGACACAAGUGAUCAGAUUAUUUCUGGUGGCAUAGACAAUGAUAUCAAGGUCUGGGACCUGCGCCAAAACAAGUUAACCUACACCAUGAGAGGCCAUGCAGAUUCAGUGACUGGCCUGAGUUUAAGUUCUGAAGGUUCUUAUCUUUUGUCCAAUGCAAUGGACAAUACAGUGCGUGUCUGGGAUGUCCGGCCAUUUGCCCCCAAAGAGAGAUGUGUGAAAAUAUUUCAAGGAAAUGUGCACAAUUUUGAAAAGAAUCUUCUUAGAUGUUCUUGGUCACCUGAUGGAAGCAAAAUAGCAGCUGGCUCAGCGGACAGGUUUGUGUAUGUGUGGGAUACCACAAGCAGAAGAAUUCUGUAUAAGCUGCCUGGCCAUGCUGGCUCCAUCAAUGAAGUGGCUUUCCACCCUGAUGAGCCCAUCAUUCUCUCAGCAUCCAGCGACAAGAGACUGUAUAUGGGGGAGAUUCAGUGAAGAUACGGAAUGGAAGACUCCAAGGCGGCUUGACCUUAAGACCUCAGACUGUAUAAGUGGCAUCAAAUGGUGCCCAGGCCAGCAUCCUCCCUUCAGACGAAGACUGUUAC